AUGCUGCACCGUGCCGCGCUGCGCCGUGCUGCGCUGUGCCAUGCUGCACCGCACCGUGCUGAGCUGUGCCAUGCCACGCCGUGCUGUGCCGUGCUGUGCCACACCGUGCUGAGCUGUGCCGUGCCGCACCGUGCUGCGCCGUGGCACGCUGUGCCGUGCCGCACCGUGCUGAGGUGUGCCGUGUCGCACCAUGCUGCACCGUGCCACAAUGUGCUGUGCCAUGCUGUGCCACACCGUGCCUGGCUGUGCUGUGCUGCACCGUGCCGAGCUGUGCCGUGCCACACCAUGCUGUGCCAUGGCACACUAUGCCCCCUGCCUUGCCGCGCCGCGGCACGGGCCGUGCCUGCUGACGCCCUCUCCCCGCAGGAGCACGGCCUGGAUUUCCAGCGGCUCCUGGACGCCAGCGCCUACAAGGAGAGGUACCGGCAGGACAUGAUCCGCUGGGGCGAGGAGAAGCGCCGCGCCGACCCCGGCUUCUUCUGCAGGACGGCGGUGGAGGGGGCGGUGCAGCCGGUGUGGCGGCUGGGGCACCGCCGGGCGCUCUUCGAGAAGAGGAAGCGUCUCAGCGACUACGCGCUCAUCUUCGGCAUGUUCGGCAUCGUCGUCAUGGUCAUCGAGACCGAGCUCUCCUGGGGGCUCUACUCCAAGGACUCCAUGUUCUCCCUGGCCCUGAAAUGCCUUAUCAGCCUCUCCACCGUCAUCCUGCUGGGCCUCAUCAUCGCCUACCACACGCGGGAGGUGCAGCUCUUUGUGAUUGACAACGGAGCCGACGACUGGCGGAUAGCGAUGACGUACGAGCGCAUCCUCUACAUCAGCCUGGAGAUGCUGGUUUGUGCCAUACACCCCAUCCCCGGGGAGUACAAAUUUUUCUGGACAGCCCGCCUGGCUUUCUCCUACACGCCUUCUCGGGCAGAGGCGGACGUGGACAUCAUCCUGUCCAUCCCCAUGUUCCUGCGCCUCUACCUGAUCGCUCGGGUGAUGCUGCUGCACAGCAAGCUCUUCACCGACGCCUCCUCGCGCAGCAUCGGGGCGCUCAACAAGAUCAACUUCAACACCCGCUUCGUCAUGAAGACUCUCAUGACCAUCUGCCCCGGGACGGUGCUGCUGGUCUUCAGCAUUUCCCUCUGGAUCAUCGCUGCGUGGACGGUCCGGGUGUGCGAGAGGUACCAUGACCAGCAGGACGUAACCAGCAACUUCUUGGGUGCCAUGUGGCUCAUCUCCAUCACCUUCCUCUCCAUCGGCUACGGUGACAUGGUCCCACACACCUACUGCGGGAAGGGUGUCUGCCUGCUCACCGGCAUCAUGGGCGCCGGCUGCACGGCACUGGUGGUGGCCGUGGUGGCCAGGAAGCUGGAGCUCACCAAAGCCGAGAAGCACGUCCACAACUUCAUGAUGGACACGCAGCUGACGAAGCGGAUCAAGAACGCGGCGGCCAACGUCCUGCGGGAAACGUGGCUCAUCUAUAAGCACACCAAGCUGCUGAAGAAGAUCGAUCACGCCAAAGUCAGGAAGCAUCAGAGGAAGUUCCUACAAGCCAUUCACCAGUUGCGGAGCGUAAAGAUGGAGCAGAGGAAGCUGAGCGACCAAGCCAACACCCUGGUCGACCUCUCGAAGAUGCAAAACGUGAUGUACGACCUCAUCACCGAGCUCAACGACCGCAGCGAGGACCUGGAGAAGCAGAUCGGCAGCCUGGAGUCCAAGCUGGAGCAGCUCAGCGCUAGCUUCAACUCCCUGCCCCUGCUGAUGGCCGACAUGCUGCGCCAGCAGCAGCAGCGCCUGCUCGCCGCCGUCCUGGAGGCGCGGGGGGUCGGCGUGCCGGUGGGCACCCCCCAAACUCCUCUCUCCGAGAGCCCCAUCGGGGUCAGCUCCACCUCCUUCCCCACCCCUUACACGAGCUCAAGCAGCUGCUAA
Molecule: messenger RNA, 1911 nt
Organism: Nipponia nippon (crested ibis)
Lineage: Eukaryota; Metazoa; Chordata; Aves; Pelecaniformes; Threskiornithidae
Source: RefSeq, a predicted model, not a curated record